UGCAAGUGAAUGGCUUUAAGGGGGAUGCUAACCGAUAUCUUAAUCAAUUUUCUUAUUCUUGAUUGGUUCUCGCAACUUUGUUCUGAGACAAAAUAUUUAGAAUUUAUAAACGAUAACGAUCUCGAUUCAUAAACCACGAGAUGAGCUGCACCCAUUCUACUGUACAGCAUAGUGUGACCCUUUGUUCUUUUAAUAGGUCAUUUGAUCCCAGGAGAUUUUGGUCAGAAUUAUCAGUCUAGCUCAUUCAAAAUGAAAGAAUUCCCAGGUAUCCACAAAACCAGGAAUGGAUCAAACUACUGUGCAAGCGGGAGUCUUAUUUCCAUCCCUGAAACGCAAGAUCUUGAUUUCUCGGGGACUUUUAAAUUUCAGGACAGCGAUCUUCAGGUCUGCUACUAUUUUAGACCGUCAGUAAUUUCUACCCGUUUGAAUGCAGAAUCGCUGGCCAAGCCGUUUUUAUCCCCCCCUCCCCUCAAAGUCCGUCAGUGUCCUUAGUGACUGAAACUGUCUUCCAGGAGAUCUGUUAUACCUUCUAGAAUCCAUGCCAUGUGUACCAGUUGCAAAUUUUGUAACAUGAAGCCUGUUUGUACAAAAGCUCCAAUCUCAGAAUUUUGGUCCAACCCCUGCACGAUAUCUGUGUGUGUGCAACAGAGCAGGCUGGCGAAUCAUCAACACCAUGCUUCUUCCUCGUGUCAAACGGAGCGAGUUAGUAAUGCCCUGUCACUGUUUCAAAGUGUUGAAAUAGGAAGCUGUGAUGAUGAAAUAGGGUUAGAUAUUAGGAGAUGGGAUGACGAGCGAGUCUGUAACCGGGUGCUUGUGGCGGCUGGAGAAGUUCAGAUCUUCUUUAUGCAGGCUUCUACUGCACUACUGAACAGCGAUCAGCAAUGUCAGAGAGCACUAAGCUGAAAAACCGUUCUAUGGAGAAUGGGGAAAUCCAGAUUGUACAGACACAGUACAGCUCAAUCUCUCCGCUGGACUCCCCCGAAACUGCAGAUGAGCCGUUCUCAACCUACUUUGAAGAGAAGGUUCCCAUUCCACAAGAUACCAAGCCUGGGUUCAGCUUUCGCAAGCUAUGGGCGUUCACCGGACCUGGGUUUCUUAUGAGCAUCGCUUACCUGGACCCAGGAAACAUCGAGUCUGACCUGCAGUCCGGAGCCAAGGCCGGCUUCAAGCUUCUCUGGGUCCUGAUGUCUGCCACGAUCCUCGGUCUGCUGCUGCAAAGGCUGGCAGCGCGCUUGGGGGUGGUGACUGGGAUGCACCUUGCAGAAGUGUGCCAUCGCCAGUAUCCCGCAGUGCCUCGUAUUGUCCUGUGGCUGAUGGUAGAGCUGGCUAUCAUUGGGUCAGACAUGCAGGAGGUCAUCGGCUGUGCCAUCGCCUUCAACCUGCUCUCCGCUGGAAGGAUUCCUCUGUGGGGCGGAGUUCUCAUCACCAUCGUCGACACCUUUGUGUUCCUCUUCCUUGAUAAAUAUGGUUUGAGGAAACUGGAAGCCUUCUUUGGGUUCCUGAUCACGAUCAUGGCCAUCACAUUCGGAUACGAGUACGUGACGGUGAAGCCGGACCAGGGGGAGCUGUUGAAGGGCAUGUUCUUCCCGUACUGCCAGGGCUGCGGGACCCCGCAGUUGGAGCAGGCUGUCGGUAUCGUGGGCGCAGUCAUCAUGCCACACAACAUCUACCUGCACUCCGCUCUGGUCAAGUCGAGGCAGAUCGAUCGCUCCAAUAAGAGCGAGGUCAAAGAAGCCAACAAGUACUACUUCAUCGAGUCGUGCGUGGCGCUCUUCGUCUCCUUCCUCAUCAACGUCUUCGUCGUGGCUGUCUUCGCUGAAGCGUUCUACGGGAGGACCAACGAGGAAGUGCAUGACGUCUGCACCAACAGCAGCAGCCCAUAUUCCAACCUCUUCCCUCUCAACAACCAAACACUGGAGGUGGACAUCUACAAAGGGGGCGUGGUGCUGGGCUGUUUCUUUGGUCCAGCAGCCCUCUAUAUCUGGGCAGUGGGCAUCCUGGCAGCUGGGCAGAGCUCCACCAUGACCGGUACCUACUCUGGACAGUUCGUCAUGGAGGGCUUCCUGAACCUCAAGUGGUCUCGCUUCGCCCGGGUCUUCCUCACUCGCUCCAUCGCGAUCAUCCCCACGCUGCUGGUUGCCGUGUUUCAGGACGUGCAGACCCUGACCGGCAUGAACGACUUCCUCAACGUGCUGCAGAGCAUGCAGCUCCCCUUUGCCCUGAUCCCAAUCCUCACCUUCACCAGUCUCAACUCGAUCAUGAGCGACUUCGCCAACGGGCUGCUGUGGAAGAUCGGUGGUGGGGUAGUGAUCCUGGUGGUGUGCUGCAUCAACAUGUAUUUCGUGGUGGUGUAUGUGACGAGUCUGGGGAGCUUGGUUCUCUAUGUGAUGGCGGCACUCCUGUCCGUAGUCUACCUCUGCUUCGUGGGGUAUCUGGCGUGGCAAUGUCUGAUUGCCCUGGGAGUCUCGUGUCUGGAUAUCGGAAGCAGGUAUCGUCUGGGACUAACGGCGCACUCUGACAUCUACCUGCUGAACGAUAUGGACAGCAACAUGUGUGUGGAACGAUAGCAGGGUUGGAGGGACGGUUCUGGGUGAGAUGGAGCCCCCCCUCCCCUCAGGAAAAUUAAAUAACGCUUCUGUUUCUCUUAUAGAGAUGCACUACUUCAUAACGCCUAAAAUUACUGGGACGCUCAGUCAGUUGAGAACUGUUUUUUUAUUAUAAUAUUU
This is a messenger RNA of Polyodon spathula (Mississippi paddlefish), 2726 nucleotides long. RefSeq names its product solute carrier family 11 member 2 (gene slc11a2). The record is from RefSeq and is a predicted model, not a curated record. Bases 882 to 2567 code for a protein of 561 amino acids. Lineage: Eukaryota; Metazoa; Chordata; Actinopteri; Acipenseriformes; Polyodontidae. Gene Ontology annotation, biological process: metal ion transport. Gene Ontology annotation, molecular function: cadmium ion transmembrane transporter activity; iron ion transmembrane transporter activity; manganese ion transmembrane transporter activity. Gene Ontology annotation, cellular component: plasma membrane. The transcript is spliced from 16 exons.